GCUGACGCGCACAUCAUUGAUACCGUCGUCAUUGUAGACGAUGGCGAAAGAGGUGCAGACCGGAGAGAAGGCCAAGACGUCCACCAAGAUGAAGAAAAUUGCGAAGCGCAAUACCAAGAAACAAAAUGCGGUCGCUGCUGCUGCCCCCGCGGCUGAGGAGCGCGAGGAGCGGCCUUUUAUGGUGCGGGUGCUGACAGUUGGCGCGGCGUCAUACCUAGCACACAAGGUCUGGACCAAGAGGAAGAUGUUAACUGCAGGAUGGUAUACGGAGGAGCAGACGGCGACGGAACAAGGCAUGGUGACGGCCUUCGAAUACCUCAGCUCAAUGGGUCUCAUCCUCGUCAUGGGAAUCGUGGUGGGCGUCAUCUUCAGCAAGGUGGCGAAGUCGGUCAAGGGCACGGCACCAGCGGAGCAAUAAUGUGACAAUCAUGGGUGUUAUAGCAGACGCUGCAUGGAGGCAAGCAUACCUCCGAUCUUUGUAGUUAUGCAUCGCCAGCUCGAGGCUCGAGCCUCGAGCACUGACAAUGAGCUUUAAUCGUUUGGUAGUGAAUAGAACAGGAAUUGACAAAACAUGUGUGUUGCUGCAAUCAGGAUCGUUUUCUCCUUACUGAAACCAAGUCUAAUUCAAAUCACCAUAUUACAAGCC
This is a messenger RNA of Phytophthora nicotianae INRA-310, 646 nucleotides long. RefSeq lists its product as hypothetical. The coding region runs from base 41 to 418 and encodes 125 amino acids. The transcript has a single exon. The record is from RefSeq and is a predicted model, not a curated record. NCBI's taxonomy places the organism in Eukaryota, Oomycota, Peronosporomycetes, Peronosporales, Peronosporaceae.